Salvia splendens (bonfire salvia) is the source of this 1237-nucleotide messenger RNA. RefSeq lists its product as uncharacterized. The transcript has 7 exons. Bases 162 to 770 code for a protein of 202 amino acids. NCBI's taxonomy places the organism in Eukaryota, Viridiplantae, Streptophyta, Magnoliopsida, Lamiales, Lamiaceae. The record is from RefSeq and is a predicted model, not a curated record. Gene Ontology annotation, molecular function: 3'-5'-RNA exonuclease activity.
UGUCCUGUUUUACAUUGUUCAAUUCCAACUGAUUUCAAAGUUGACUUCAAUUUCAAUUCCCGAGAAGCAAGCAGCAAUCUCUGCAACUUUUCCUUAUCUCACCGUGUGUUGAGUAUUUGAUUGAGUCAAGAAUGAAGUAAAAGGUGCAGCAAACAAGAAAGAUGAGCGUUUCAUUGACUGUAAUGACCUUUAAUCUCCUGGAAGAUCAGGCAGAGGACUCCCCCAAUUCAUGGGAUAGGAGGAAGGAUUUGUGUGUUACAGUCAUCAGUAGCUAUUCUCCCAUGAUCCUCUGCACACAGCAAGGGGUGAAGUCACAGUUGGACUACCUACAACAAUGCUUGCCAGGUUAUGAACGAUUUGGAAUAUCAAGAAAAGGACCUGAAGAUACUUCUGAUCAGCAUUGCACAAUCUUUUAUGAAAAGGAAAAGAUAGAGCUUAUAGAAGGCGGAACCUUUUGGUUGUCGGAGUCACCUUCAGUCCCCGGAAGCAUGUCGUGGGGUUCUACAGAGCCGUGUAUAUCAACAUGGGCUACAUUCCAGCUUAAAGGUGUUGAGCCACCAGGCUUCUCAUUUCAGAUUGUGAAUACGAACAUGGAUGAGUUAAGUCCGCGUGCUCGCAGGCGCGGUGCUUUGCUUACUUGGCAGCACAUUGCUUCGUUGCCUCCUAAUUUGCCUGUUUUGUACUGUGGGGGGUUUAACACACAAAAGGAAUCGACUACUGGCCGUUUUCUUCUCGAAGAUCCAGGGAACACGGUGUUGUUGGUGAUAUGAGGGACGCUUGGCCAAAUGCUCGCGUGAGGAAAAAUGUCUCCCUAAUUCGCACUUACCAUGGAUUCAAAGGUGAUAAACAGGGAGCUCUCGAAUUCUUGAAGCUGAUAUUUCGAGCUCUGUGUCUCUGCUGGGAUCGCCAAACUCAGGACCUGCAAGUCGACUGGAUUCUCUUCAGAGGCAGAUCUUUGAUCCCCGUCUCGUGUGAGGUGGUGAGCGACAACGUCGAUGGCUAUUACCCUUCGUCCCACUAUCCUAUUUUCGCUGAGUUCAUGCUUCCGCGUACAGUGAUAUUGACCGAGACUUCAACUCAAGAUCAUCAAAGUUAAACUCAAUCAUUUACAUCAUUAUUUUUGUGAAAUAGUAUAUUUUUUGUGCAGAAGAUUAAUUGGAAUUAAAUAGUGUGGAUUCUUCCGAUGUUCUUGUUUUCCAUUGUGUCUGAAUAUUAUCUGUGAAAAUGGUUAUUAUCA